This is a messenger RNA of Manis javanica (Malayan pangolin), 1572 nucleotides long. The record is from RefSeq and is a predicted model, not a curated record. NCBI's taxonomy places the organism in Eukaryota, Metazoa, Chordata, Mammalia, Pholidota, Manidae.
UGUGCCAGGCUGGUCGUCUGGCCAGGGACCUUCACCAAGGUCUCUUCUGGGUUCCUCUCAAGGCCCAGCACAGGCUAAGUAUUUGCAUAGUAGGCGCUCCAUCUUUUUCAUUGAUUAAAAAAGUAUAUGAAAAGUACCAGGAAAGAAGCAGUAAAAAUGUGAUCAAAAUGAAAAUUAACAAUGCUAGCCAAAAAUUAAUGCAGCAAUGCACUGACAGUUAUAAAACAAACUGUUUGGUUUUUAUGUAUGGUUGUUAGCAUAAGGUGGCUUAGAAACUCACUUCUCAUUAUUCUAACAAAAAGAGUAAUUGAGUUCAAAGAUUUUCAACUAGGCAAUUUUAUCCAACAGCAUUUGCAGUACAGAGCUUUUAAAGUUAAUAAGUAAUAAAGAAGGUUAAUAAUUAGCAAGCAAAUAUGCCUGUGGAGGCAAAUUUGUGACCUGAAACAUCGAUCCCACCAAACAGGUAAAUUAAAACAUGAAAAAAGUUUAAAGUGAAAAGUACAAGACUGGACCACUUAGCAAAUUUUCCAUUCCACAUAAAAAGUACUAUCUUCUAAGUCUAAUGGCAGGAUGUGUGUAGGAGCCUUUUGGGCACUGACAGAUGGCAGUAUGUGCUUAAUCUCCUUACAAACUGGGUGUCUGUAUAAAGUGAUACGAGCAGUCAGGGGUCUGCCCCUGCCUGGCCUCACCUCCAUUGGCUAAGAUCACCAGGCACCUUCAGCUUCAGGCCUCCUAGGUCCUCGUUAGACUCCCUAGCAGGGCUCAUUAAGGCCCAGCUCUCUGGUUGAUGGCUCUUGAGGAACCAGAUCUACAGAGGACAUGGGAAAGAAGCGACUAGCAAAGAAAAGAAAAUGCCCCACAGCAUCUCUGAAGGCAAGAAGACACCUCCCGGCUCCCCGCGGGCCAGGUGGGCGGGGAGCAGUGCCCUGCAGUGCGCGCCCCGGCUCCGCCGCGCCCCGCCGUCCCGCGAGGGCAGGCAGCAGAGCCGCGCGCGCGGGCCCACCUCUCCCUCCCGCGGCGGCUGCGCCCUCCUUCCCGCCCGCACGCUGCGCAGCCUCGAGCGGCGCCACGUGGCAGCCCCGCCUGCCGGCCCGGCCCGCGCCUCCUUCCCCUUCCGAGACCCGCUCGCCGCGGCUGCUGGGCCUGGCGGAGCUCCCGCCUGGCUCACCCUCGCCCGGCCCCGCCCCCGCCGGCCCGGCCCGCGAUCGCUAAGGGAACGGCCCCCGCUCCGGGCCGGCCUGGGAGGGGUCGUCGCGCCCGGCUUCCCCCCAGACCCCGGCUGCGCCGCCGUCCUUGCUGUGGAGAACGGCCCUGGCGGGCGGCCCCUCAAGUCCCAGCAGAAGCUGUUCUCACAGGGGCCGGGUCCCUGCGCGUUCUUCCGCCGAGAGAGGCGGCUGCAGGCCUGCAACCCGCAGAUCGUAGAAAACGCAGGGAUAGGAGAGUGCUGGGAAGACGCCGGCGCCAGGAGCCCCUUCUCCGCCUUCCGCUUGCAGGCCGUGCCUCACGGGCAGGGCCUUUCCCACACCGUGCUGUAACUCCCCCGUACUCUGUGCUCGACUGUAAACGCCUUGA